UCGGAUAUUGCUUCCGGUUUUGCUACAAUUCCCGUAAUAAGGGUCGACGGAAUUCCGGUACAGUGCUCUCCGUUAGCGAACUACAAAACGCCAAGACAGCCUUGGUGAAGCUUGUUCAGGCUGAAGCCUUCCCCGAAGACCUGAAGCGCUUGAAGAAGGGAUUCACGGUUUCGAGCAAGUCAUCCCUUCGCUUGUUGAGCCCGUUUCUAGACGCCGAAGGACUAAUCCGUGUUGGUGGCCGGUUGCGGCUGUCCGAUACACCGUACGACGUUAAACAUCAAGUCGUCCUUCCCGGUUUUCAUCCGUUCACCCGACUUCUCCUGAAGUACUAUCAUC
Molecule: messenger RNA, 336 nt
Organism: Aedes albopictus (Asian tiger mosquito)
Lineage: Eukaryota; Metazoa; Arthropoda; Insecta; Diptera; Culicidae
Exons: 1
Source: RefSeq, a predicted model, not a curated record